Guillardia theta CCMP2712 is the source of this 4239-nucleotide messenger RNA. RefSeq lists its product as hypothetical. NCBI's taxonomy places the organism in Eukaryota, Cryptophyceae, Pyrenomonadales, Geminigeraceae. Gene Ontology annotation, cellular component: TRAPPII protein complex. Bases 1 to 4239 code for a protein of 1412 amino acids. Gene Ontology annotation, biological process: early endosome to Golgi transport; intra-Golgi vesicle-mediated transport. The transcript is spliced from 19 exons. The record is from RefSeq and is a predicted model, not a curated record.
AUGGAACUUGUUGUCCUAAUCAUGGCUCUAAGAUUCAAGCUCUCACAGAAUGCGCAAUGGGCGCAUAACAAGCUGCCCAUGACUGAGUCGCAAUCCUCAAAAGGGGAUGACAAGUUGUUGGUGUCGAUCUCGGGGAACUGGAAGAUAUGGCAGAACAUACAUGAGCAGUUUUUACAGAACGACUAUCUACCCUUUGGCGGAUUCUUGUGGAAAUUCAACCAGCAGGAUGCACAGGAGAAAGAAGAAACUCUUAAUAUCAACAAGCUGCAGGCUGAAUUCCUGGAAGAAAAUUCCCCGCUCUUUGAUCCUUUGGCUGAAGCGUUGAAUUGGUGGAGGAAGCCCUUCCUGUACAUAUUCGUCUUCGAGUACGAUGUACAUAAAGACAGCCAACACGAUCUGAUCAACAGAUUGAGGCAGUGGAUAAACCGAAGGUCGGCAGUAUCCGGGGAGUGCCUCCUGCUGUGCGUGAACAGGGAGGAGCUGAAUGGCUCCAAGGGAAGUGGAAGUGUUGGGUUGAGAUUCAUGUCGCCUACCUCCGCAAGCUCCGGUGCCCGCAAGUUUGUUGAGAAGCUGAGGACAGAGCUAAAGGUGUUUGUUGCGAGCGUAUCGGGCCUCUUAGAUCAGAGCAGCGACGACCUGCAAUCUGCUUUCCACAAGAUAAGGGACACGCUGUUGAGCUCUGCCGUCUCUAGGAUCCAGGAUUAUCAGCAGCUGAUGCAGUCGCAGCAUUCGAAUGACAUCUAUCGUCAGCUAGUGAUCAGAGAGUCUAUCGCUCUCAUCUACCUAGCCAUGGGCGUGCGCGAAGAAGCUCUCAAACAGUAUCAGGAGUGCGAGGGUUGUCUUGGACUGAACUCGUCGGACGGAGACGAACAUGUGCCGUCUGCUCUGCGGGUCUACAAGUACGAUUUUGAAGGAUCGGACCUCGAGAACCCCCUCGACAGGAGUCAUCGGCCAUAUCGCCUCUUGAUCUCUCAGGGAGACAUUUCCUUGCACUCACUCCAGCUCUAUUUCCUUGGGAGAGACGUCGAGCUGAACCUCGCCAUGUCCCAACCGGUUCAGGCAGGUGAAAGAGGAGUCAAGCUUGUCAAGAGGAUUCUCGAAAGAUGUCUCUCUCCAUGGAUCGAGCCGGGAGCAGCUCGAGACAGACUCAAGGAGAGUCACUUGUCUCCUCUUUUCAUCGCUUCUCUUGCCAUCAAUGUCUGUCUCCACAUGGCAUCGACCUUCCUCGCUAUACAGGCCGAUGGGGCUGUCAAUGUUUCUUAUCACAGCAGGGAGAAAGCACUGAAUUGCAUCAUCUCUGAAUUCCUGCUCAUCGCAAGACGCUACUCUAUGGGCAUCUUGGGGACCUUACAAGACCUUGAAUUCGAUGGGACUCUGAAUGCAGACGAGGAGGAGGAGGAAGCAAGCUCGUCGCGGGAUAGCCCACUCCUCGACGACUUUCCACAGAUCUUUGCGGUGAGCAGGAACGGAUAUUUCACCAGGGGAAGCUCCCUGCUAAACACCCUCCAUCCUUCCCUGCGCCGCCGGACACCCAAGACCUCAAGUCCUCUGCACCUGGAGGGGAAGGAGCGGAACAACGAGGGCAUGGUGUCCCCGCAACACCAAGUUGACACGGUUGAGGUCGAGACUUCGAUCUUCGAGGACGUCUUCAAGCUCUCCCUCUCUCUUGACGACUUCCUUGCCAUGCUGAACCCCAAGGACUCGAGGAGGAGGAUCUCCGGGAGACUCCUCGCUGCGCUCAGCAGGAGGGGAGGAGUUGCUGAUCUCUGCCAUGAUCUGACAGUCGCGUCCUGCGCCUUCCUCGAGCGAGCGGCACGAUUGCGCAUGUGCACUAUCCUGCAGUACGAGACAGCGCUAGCGAUGAGGAGGAGCAGGAAGUUGGAGGUGGCGAGCUCUCUUCUCCGUCGCUGCCUGCUCUUCCUCCUUGUGGACAACUGGAAUAUCCUGCUUCCUCCCGUCUACCACGAGCUGGGUGAGUGUCUGGAGCAGCUGCAGAUGGUUCGACUGCGGGCAAGCUUGAGUCUGGUCCUGCUCGGAGCGAAGGGGAUCACCAGGAAGGACAGGAAGAGGGCCGAGGAGCAUCUGAAAGGGCUCUCCCGCGAGCCAGCGAUGCUGAGGGAUGUUGCUUUCAGCUCCGACUCGCUCCUCUCAGCUCAGCUGGUGCAUGUGGAGAACUGCCGGUCCUCUUCGCUGUCAGACACUCCUGAUCUAAUGCCGCAGUCGUCAAGUCAGCGCGAGGAGCUGAACGACGUCGUCACGCUGGACUUGGGGGAUGGGCUGAUAGUGACGAGCAAGAGGGUGAGGGAGGAGGAGGCGGAGGAGGAACGUGGUCAUCGGUUUGGUGAGACAACGAGGGAGGAGAGUGAGAAGUCGGUGUUGUUCGAAGUGGCACUGGGACAAGAGUUCAACCUGGACGUCGAGGUUACCAGCUCUGCGAUCGACCCGCUCGCGAUCGACGAGAUGUACGCGGUGAUGGACGUGAUACAAGAUGAGCAUCAUCCGGACGGGGAGGGCACUCAACUUCGCGACCCUCCUUCCUCCUCCUCCUCUACACCUCUUUCCUCCUCCUCUCUGCUCCUUCCAGACAUCAACAGACCAGCGAGCAUGCUGUUCGAAGACUUGGACGGCUCGAACGUAAUUCUCCCCAGCGGCUCCAUGGUGUUCCCGAUGCUCAGCAGGAGCAGGGAGGCUAAUGCCUCGUGUUUCCGCAGCAACGGAGCAGUAACUCUCAAGGGAGGCAAGAACCGAGUGAUGCUGACUGGGAGCUUCCAAAGUGAAGGAUGCUACAGGAUCUCUUGCUUCGUCUUCCUGCUCGGCCACCUCCGGCUUGCGCACAAGUCUGCGAGCAACGAGAUCUUCUUCGUCCGUCUCUUCCCUCCUCCUGCCGAGCUCAGCGUCUGGAGCUCCGGCAGCAUCACCAAGGGACAUGAACCGAUCGUGCGCAUUCAGAUUGCCGCCAAGAAGAUGGAGGUUGCCCGUUCCCAGCUGACUGUUCAGCUGCCGGACCAGCUGUCCCUCGGCCCUCUCUGCCUCCUCUCCGUCUUCGACGAGGCCCCGGAGGAGGAGCAGGUCAACUCUCGGAGGUUCAAUGAGCUGUGUGCGAAGCGGGGGGAGGAGGUGCGAUGGUCUUCGAGUCGUGCCAUUGAGAUCCCGACACUUGGAGCUGGGCAAGCAGCUUUCGUCCUCUUCGGGCUGAAGGUGGGAGAGGGUGGACAAGUCGGGUCCUCCUCCUCCUCCUCCUCCCCUUCCCCCUCCUCCUCCUCCGGGAGCAGCAGGACUGUCACCGUCCGCCUCGCUUCUUCCGUGGAAAGGAAUCGAUUCUUCCGCGUCGAACGGGAGCUGAGGCUGGAGGAGGAGGAGGCCUUUACCGUCAACAGCAGGCUGCAGUGGAGAUCUGAGGAGGAGAAGAUUCUGCUGCUCCUCCUGACAUGCAACAUCCCCAUCCACUCCUGCUGCCUCCUCUCGCACCAUCUCGCAGUGCCGUCAGGCCUGCAAGCCUCUCCCGCCUCUCGCCAUGUCACUCAGCCUACCUGCAUGGCCCGUGGAGACGUGGUUUCCCUUGUCUACUCUAUCACUCGGAGCAGCGCAGAACAAGAUGCUGGAGAGGAAGCGGAGGCACGUCUGGAGAUCAACUUUGACGUGGAGCACGAGCACGAGCACGAGCACGAGCAGGUCCAGGAGCAGGAGCAGGAGGGGAUCUACAAGAGACUUCACGGCAAGCAAGAGCGCAGCAGACUCACCUGGCAGGCGAUGGUGAGGAUGGGCGCAUGGGACCGCCCGAGCCUCCGAUACUCCUUCGCGGCUGGGCAGACUUGCGUCUUCGGCGAGCCCCACGAGGUGGAGCUGCAGCUAGAGGUGUGCUGGGGGCGGCACGAGCUGGGGCGUGAGCUGCUGUGUGAGCUGGUGGCUCGGGACGGCAGCUGGUUCCUCGUCGGUAGGACCAAGUUCAGAGUCGCCGUACCUGUGAGGAGGGAGGGAGAUUCUUCUCCUCCUCCCCCGACGCGCUUCAGGUUCCGCCUCCUCCCCCUCUACUGCGGCAACCUCUCCCUCCCCGCCCUUGUCAUCUCCAACGUGCCAGCGGCUGCCCUGCACAACGCUAGCGCGUCUUCCUCCAUUCACGUGCUGCCCCGUGACGGGACUCGGGUGAUGUGCGAGCUCUUUCCUGUUCCCAGCGAAGCGGCAGACGGAGGGAAGUUACAGCUGAGGAGGAAGGAGGUGGGGCAGAAAGGGGGGCGAUGA